Ixodes scapularis (black-legged tick) is the source of this 4456-nucleotide messenger RNA. RefSeq names its product GAS2-like protein pickled eggs. Bases 171 to 2234 code for a protein of 687 amino acids. The transcript is spliced from 5 exons. Gene Ontology annotation, biological process: protein localization to microtubule plus-end; microtubule bundle formation; regulation of microtubule polymerization or depolymerization. Gene Ontology annotation, cellular component: actin filament; stress fiber; cytoplasm. Lineage: Eukaryota; Metazoa; Arthropoda; Arachnida; Ixodida; Ixodidae. Gene Ontology annotation, molecular function: actin filament binding; microtubule binding; cytoskeletal adaptor activity. The record is from RefSeq and is a predicted model, not a curated record.
AUGUGACCGGCCGCCGCAGUCGGGAUGCUCGAGCGCGAUGAGAGUGAAAAGCCGAACGGCUGCCACACGCGUCGGACGGCCUGACGGACGAGCGGCGAUGUAAGGAAACCGCCGUGGUGGAGCAACGCCUUCGCCUCGUCCCCGCGCAGUGCCUUACUGAGAAGCCCAACAUGUGCUCGACGGCGUACGAGCUGGGGGCCGUCCGGCUCGAGAUUCGGCCGCUCCGGCCGUUCAAGUCCAGCGAGGAAUACCUGUGGGCGAUGAAGGAGGACCUGGCCGAGUGGCUCAACACGCUGUACGGGCUCAAGCUGACGGCCGAAGGUUUCCUCGACUCCCUGGACGACGGGGUGCUGCUCUGCCGACACGCCAACAAAGUGCUCGAGAUAGCCCGGUCGGACGGGAGGCUCGCGUCGCUCUCGCUGCCCGACAGGGACGUGGUGUACCGGGCCGAGGUGCAGCGGGGAACCUUCCUGGCGCGGGACAACGUGUCCAACUUCAUCGCCUUCUGCCGGGCGCUCAGCAUCAAGGAGUGCCUCCUCUUCGAGACGGAGGACCUGGUGAUGCGCAAGAACGAGCGUAGCUUCAUCCUGUGUUUGCUGGAAGUGGCGCGCCGGGGAGCGCGGCUGGGCAUGCUCGCGCCCAUGCUGGUGCAGUUCGAACAGGAGAUCGACGCCGAACUCGAAGGAUGCGACUCGGACGAAGACCCCCAGCCGCGACCGCAGAUCAUCACCAACGACCUCCGGUCUCUGCACGAAAGGGUGGUGGAUCUUCUAAACAGGUGUACUUGCCCGUCCCAAUUCCCGAUGAUUCGCGUCGCGGACGGGAAGUACAGGAUUGGUGACACGAAAGUGCUAAUCUUCGUUCGAAUACUUCGAAGCCACGUCAUGGUUCGUGUGGGUGGCGGUUGGGACACGUUGGAACACUACCUCGACAAGCAUGACCCUUGCAGGUGCAGAUCAGGUCACCGGACAUCAACUUCAGCAAAACUGACCAUGACACCGGGGAAGACUGGAAGUCCCAGCAUGCAGGUCACAUACAAUAGACCUCCGGCACCGAGCUACCCGUACGGCAACACUUCACCCCUGAUGUCCCGCAGAAGCCUGCCCAACAACGCCUCACUUCCCGAGCAUGACAGAGACAUGACGCCUUCCAGAAUCUCGCACUACAGCGACGACUCGACCAGCUCCAGCAACGGGUCGGGCGCCCCCGCCGACAGCAGCAGCGAAACUUCAGAGGGGGACUUCGCCAAAAACACGUCGGGCUCCCGCAAGUGUUCCCCCCGAAAGAUUGCCAAGACCGGAGGCGGAACGCCACAACACGGAGAGUUUAACAGCGGCUGGAAGAUGUCCCCGGACAGGCCAGACUCCGGCCUGGCACACGACCUGUCGGAAACCAAUUCUACAACAUCUGCCGACGAAAGUUCGGUGGCACCGCCAGUGUCUCCGGCCAAAACUAACGGUUCCGCGGCACCCAAGGGCCUUACAAACGGCAGCUCCAAGCAACAGACGACGGCCAAGUCCAAGAUACCGCAUCUAGCUGCACCGCAUCGAGCCGUGAGCAACGAAACCCUCAACAGCAACGGGAUCGCAGCCCAUCCCCAGACGAACGGAAGACUGCGACAGUCAUCCACUCCUCCAAGUGCCAACUCCAGGCGGCGAUCUGUGGAGGCGGCGUUGGCUACCUUGCCGAGGUCGCGGUCCCACAGCAGCGAGGGCAGUAUGACAAACGACAAGGCCUUCUUGACCCGCGGAACUGUGGCCAGGUGUUCCUGGAGGAGUCCUCCAACGGUGCGGACGUCCCGCGCUGACAACGGUUUUGCUUCGGGCAACAAAACAUGGGCCUUCCGGCAGCGCUCCUCCAGGCCGGCCAUCAGCGCUGACCUCUUCAGCCCCCCUUCUACGUCUCCAAAACGAAGCGCCUCCAACGGCGCGAGCCCGACCAAGUCCCAGAGGCCCAACGUCAUCUCACCCCUGCUUCAGGAGUUCCUCUUGGACAAGGACCUCGAUUCCGACGACAAGAUCUUGAAGAAGAUGGAGUGGAUGGUGAGACGGUACCGCGAAGGAAUCGGCAAGCACGACAUGCUUGGCGAAUGUCACGGCGAGGACGACAGGUGUGCGAACGAUGGCCCUAGGAUGGCCCACACGGCGCCCACGUCACCGGACGGCUUCUGCAGCCCUCCUUGCCGGAGGCGGGGCUCCAAGAUUCCCAUGGCUACUUAUUACGACAGGGAUUGAGUUUGCGUUUUAGAGUGAAAGUGUAUAGCUCUCGAAUGCGUUUACUGCGGAGGCCCAAACGACCUAACGAAUGCCUGAGACUAUAUACCUCAGUGCGAUGCGCACAAAGCACCGAUUGUUAUUUCCGAAACGUUUUCCCCACCAACAGGCAUACAAAAACCACCACACUGCGAACAAAGUUGGACGAGGGCAGUGGUCUGCUUUCGCACAGAAAGCUCGUGUCAGUGGUCAUUUAGCCAUUGGUUGGCUGCCAUCCGUCAUUGGUUUAUUCCAAUACCACCCAGAAAGCAAUACCUGCCCGCCCCCUUCCACAAAAAUAACAACAACACAAUAAAUAGUGGGUUUACAAGCGCCACCAGCGCGUCUUGCAGCGUCUCAGAACUAUUGCGACGCAAGCACUUGGUGACACCAAGAUGGACGCGUCUGCCACUUUGCGGCGCCUCUCGUUGAGCUUCAGCGCGUUUGCAGCUUGGGGCGGGUCGGUCGGGGAUCCAGGAACGAUGACGUGCAUGUCUUGUCUUCUAGGUGGUAUCUAGAGUCACUGAAAGUUCUAAGAGUACCGAAUUCCAUUCAGUCCGCUUACCGGAAGUAGGUCCCGCAGAAUCCAGUUAUGAUUGGCUGGUUUAGCCUGUGGCGGAAGUUAUCAGUCGGCCAUUUUGUGGAUCGGCCCAAAACAACAAAAGAACGGAUGCAAAUCGUUUCUGCAUUACUGCGGCUAUGGUGGGUACGCACGCGUGGGAGCUCUGGGCAUCGAUGAGUUAGUAACGAACGGUUGCGCUGGUGCUGCGUUUCAAACUCCACGCCUCAGACGCUAAGCCUAACACUCGAUUUCGAUGUGUUUCGAGACGAGAGAGACGAGACAGCAAGGGGCAAGUCACGCACCGCUCGGAACGAAGGAAAUAACUUUUUAAAAACAAACCAGUGUCGCCACGAACCAGGAACGUGAAUUGAAGAGCUCACAUGAGAACGAACGCUACACUGUACGCGCUUCGCUUCGACCGCACAGGGUAGCGCCAUAUUGGGGAUCGCGACUGCUACGCCGCGACUCGGUUUUGAAGCGAAGCUUGGGAGUUUCGGUACACUGGGAACGUUCAGUGCCUCUGGCGGUAUCGGUUUAGCUGACCACUGGUAGACUAGGAGAUGUCGAUCCGCAUGAAUAUCACCGACAAAUAUAGUCUUGAGUACGUUUCAGAUUGAAGGAAAGAAAGCAAUUAAACGGUAGUAUAUCGAAGCGAUUAAGACAUGACCUAGUGAACAUAAACACCUGCACAAGAGCAUAAAGUUCAUUUGGAAAGCAAGCUAUAUCUCCUGAUUCACGAGUAACGAUAACUAAGUAUGUAUAAACUGUGUAGAUAUAUUUUGACAUCUAUUUUGAAAACAAAACAAAAAUGGAGCGAAGUGCGAACUCAAAGCAAAUGUAAUGGCAGGAAAUCAAACUUCGAGUCUGAACUGCUAAAAAAAAAAAAAAAAGAAGAAAAAAAAAAGCACGAUAACACUUUGUUGUAAAGACAAAAGCCACAACCAGCGCAGCAUCUAACUUCAUGAAGUUUUCUACCCCCUAAGUUGGGACAACAUAAUCAUUGUCUAUGUAUUUCAUCGUUUUAUUACACUCUCAUUAUUUUUUAAGAACAUUUUUUUUCCAUUCUCUAAAAUUCGCUGCAUACCAUUCUAGUCUGCAACAAGAACGUUUCGUGGCGACUCCACAUGGGCUCAUACUGUUAUCGAAUCAAUGUAGGAUAAAAUUAGAUAUGGCGCAUAUUAUUGACUGAGAUAAAAUAUAUAAAGAAUAUAUAUGUACUUGUAAACUUUCGUAAUAGAUGGGGACAUACAAACUCGAACACUAUAGGUGAAGAAUUCAACUGAGAGAACCUCUUCCACACGCCUUACGAUAUCUCAGACUAGACCUCCGAGCUUAGGAAACCAUUAUUUCUAGCAUUUUUCUUUUGUAUAUACAUAUAUUACGAGCUGCUACUGGCAGGCGGAAGAGAGGUGCACUUGUUGAUCCUCCUGGCAGCCUGCUGAGUGAGGGUCGCGAGCACUUAGUCGGGGACCGCGAUACAAAGCGCCCCUGUUACUUCGCAUGUCUUCGCUGCUAUCAUUAAAGGCUUGAGCAUAUACGAUGUGAAGUUUACUGUGCACUUCGUUACUAUCAAUGUUAUAUGUGCCUCGCUGUUACCUAUCUUGCAGCUGUAGAAUGUAAAUAAAAGAGUUCUGUUUUAUAA